Molecule: messenger RNA, 1683 nt
Organism: Callorhinchus milii (elephant shark)
Lineage: Eukaryota; Metazoa; Chordata; Chondrichthyes; Chimaeriformes; Callorhinchidae
Product: mitochondrial-processing peptidase subunit beta-like
Cellular component (GO): mitochondrion
Molecular function (GO): metal ion binding
Source: RefSeq, marked provisional
GUUGCUCCCGGUGACUGAGGACAGACAUGGCGGCUGCUGUUGGUAGGGUGACGGGGACGGCGCUCCUGAGAGCCGGGAGAUCGUCUCUUUUUCAAGCAAAGAGAUGUCAAAGUGCAGUGUCGUAUGCUCAGACCACGCUGAACUUUCCAGAGACCAGGAUUACUACCCUGGAGAAUGGCCUUCGUGUCGCCUCAGAGGAGACCGACCACCCCACUUGCACGGUUGGUGUAUGGAUUGAUGCUGGGAGUCGGUACGAGAAUCAGAAGAAUAACGGCGUGUCAAACUUCCUGGAGCACAUGAUUUUCAAGGGUACAAAGACGCGAUCACAAUCAGCGCUGGAGCAGGAAGUGGAAAGUCUGGGCGCCCACUUGAACGCAUACACAUCCCGGGAAAACACUGCCUUCUAUAUGAAGUCUCUGUCCAAGGAUUUACCAAAAGUUGUGGAGAUUCUCGGCGACGUGAUCCAGAACAGCGCUCUGGCUGAUUCCGAAGUGGAGCGGGAGCGGCAGGUGAUUCUCCAGGAGAUGCAGGAGUUGGAGGGCAGUUUGGAGGAUGUGGUCUUUGACUACCUUCACGCCACAGCCUUCCAGGGCACUCCUCUGGGCCACACCAUUGUGGGCCCCACUGAAAAUGUCAAGCACCUGGGACGCAAGGACCUUGCAGAAUUCAAGAACACUCAUUACAAGGCACCGCGUAUGGUCCUGGCUGCAUCUGGAGGUAUCAACCACGAUGAGCUGGUGAGCCUGGCGAAGAAGGAGUUCAGUGGGCUUCCCUUCAAGUAUGAGGCUGAUGCUGUGCCGCUCCUGACCCCUUGCCGUUUCACAGGGAGUCAGAUUUUGGUCCGAGACGACGACUUGCCUCUGGCACACAUCGUGAUGGCCGUGGAGGGAGCCAGGUGGUCGGAUCCUGAUACCAUUCCCCUCAUGAUCGCCAGCACCCUCAUAGGCAACUGGGACCGCACGUGCGGAGGCGGCUCGAAUCCGACCAGUAACCUGGCCCGGAUUUCGUUUGAAAAUCAGUUGUGUCACAGCUUCCAAUCGUUCAAUAUGUGUUACUCCGACACGGGCCUGUGGGGCAUCCACAUGGUGUGCGAGGGGAUGACCAUCGAAGACAUGCUUCACUUUACACAGGCAGAGUGGAUGAGCCUUUGCACGAGUGUGACUGAGAGUAAGGUGAACAGAGCUAAACGCACCCUGAAAACCAACUUGAUCAGACAGCUUGAAGGUACCACGCCACGAUCUGAGGACAUCGCCCGGCAAGUCAUGAAUUACAGACGCCACAUUCCUCUGGCGGAGUUGGAUGCCAUGAUUGAUGCUGUUGAUGCCAAAGCCCUACAGGAAGCUUGCAACAAGUACAUCUAUGACCGGUGUCCUGCCAUCGCUGCAAUCGGCCCAAUUGAGCAGCUUCCCGAUUACAACCGGAUCCGCAGUGCUAUGUACUGGCUGCGACUGUAAACCAAGUCAAUGUCAACAUGUUUCGCUCUGAGCCUCUUGUUCUCCACCAUUUCAGAACGAUCUCUUACUCGCUUGUGCUUUUAUAUAAAAUGCAUUCUGUACUGUGUUUAAAAUUAUGUAACGUCGGUCGCAGAACGGUCUUGCAGUGUGCUUUGAGACUGAUUAAACAGCGAGGCAUUGUAAACCUUCAAAUGUACAGAACUUAAAAGUAAAGGUUAAAUUAUAAAGC